This is a messenger RNA of Pseudozyma hubeiensis SY62, 1530 nucleotides long. RefSeq names its product histidine acid phosphatase. NCBI's taxonomy places the organism in Eukaryota, Fungi, Basidiomycota, Ustilaginomycetes, Ustilaginales, Ustilaginaceae. Gene Ontology annotation, biological process: dephosphorylation. The record is from RefSeq and is a predicted model, not a curated record. The transcript has a single exon. The coding region runs from base 1 to 1530 and encodes 509 amino acids. Gene Ontology annotation, molecular function: phosphatase activity.
AUGACGACCGCCGCUCGCGAUGCAGCUUCUUCCACUCUGAACCCUUCCACAUCCCCUUCUACCACCGCUCUUUCAUCCAUACCAUUUACAGCUGGCAUCCCUAUGGUGUCGGCAGUCUCAGAUGCCGGUGCUGGCGCUGCUGGCCCAGGGCUCGGCUGGAAGGAUCCUCCCAAAGGCUUAGAGCUCUCGCAGGUACACUAUCUCGUUCGACAUGGCGAAAGGACACCUGUUCGAAGUCGUCUCACACACAUCUUUCCAGAAAAGUGGAAUCUAUGUCGUGCUGGACGCGAAUUCGAUGCGUGCGUACUCGAAUUGACACCGACCGACAACUCAAUACCACCCUUCGAAGUAGGUCAGGUGCCUCCAGGCAAGACGGCGACCAUGUACAGCAGCAUCAUGCGAAUGCGACGCAGCGUCGAGACCGAAUCCUCCUUAUCAGGCCGUGGUUCCAAGGACGAAGAAGGUGAAUGCAUGCUCGGGGAGCUCACCGAUCUUGGCCGCCUUUCGACGCUUCGAUUCGGUCGCGAGCUUCGUCGCCUCUACGUCGAUCGCCUAGGCUUCUUACCGCAGCUCCUCACCAGUAAGGACAACAACGCGCUCUACUUUCGCAGCACUAACAUGAGUCGCACCAUCGAGAGUCUCGAGCAGGUGAUUCGAGGGCUCCAUUCGAACGACGUCAAACCAAACACAGAGGGGCAGUUCAUCCCCAAGGUCUUGGUUCGCAACGGCACCGACGAGAAUCUUUUGCCCAACACCUACGGCUGCUCUCGACUCGGAGCCCUCGAUCGAGCCUUUGCCGACGCUACUGCGCGACUCCUCAAUCCUUCUCUCGAGGAAUUUGAUGGACAAUUGGAAUCCGUUACGGGCGUCAAGCCGCGCGUAGACGGACGACCUCGUCUCAACGGCAUCGUCGACACGGUCAAGGCGGCGCAGGUGCACGGCUUUCCCAUGCCUGCUGCACUCGCCGAUCCUCGCAUGCUGCGCAAGUUCGAAUCCGCCGUCGUUGCAGAGUGGUUUUCGGGAUACAAUGCGCCCGAUCCGGAACAAAGGAGCGAGUUCCGUCGCCUCGCUAUGGGCCGCCUCGUCAACGACUUGGGCAAGCGCAUGUCGUCUCGAGCAGAGAAGGGUGAACAAGAUCCGCUCAAGUUCGCUGUUUAUGCAACUCACGACACAGCGCUAGCCGGUUUGCUCAACACGCUCGACUGCUUUGACGGUCGCUGGCCCAACUUUACCGCUUCGAUGGGCUUGGAGCUCUUCAAAGACGCUUCGGCGACGCCGUCGCUUUUCGCCAAAUUGCAGAGCCUGGUUGGACUCAGAUCGUCGCAGCAGCAGCACUAUGUAAGAGUUCGCUACGGCGAUCGCGACAUGAAGCUGCCAGCGUGCGCAGCUCCGGGUAAGCACUACGAAGGCAAGCCAGAAUUUUGCACGCUGGAAGCUUUCAUGGACAUUGCCAAGUCGCUCCAGCAUCCCAAGGGCUGGACUUGGGAGCAGCAGUGCGCCGUUGGUCAGGGUCCCAAGUCGUCCAAGUAG